AGGAAUUCAUUCGAUCAACAUGCUCAAACUCGAGCUCGUGCCGGCCGCCGGUGACAAGCUCGUGCUCAAGCUCUCUCCUCCGCCGCCGCUUGCUGACAAGCAGGCGUCUCUGGCGGACAACACGACCGUCAUCGACUCUGGCGGAGGCAACGCCGUCGGCAUCCCCUCCGAGCCCGUCUCGCUCAAGGAUGGCAUCGGCGUCCUUAACACCGUCGACGAUCCGGCCGGCGCCAAGGCCGUCGUCAUCCCGUCCGAGAGCGAACCCAGCCCGCUCAAGGACGGCAUUGACGCGGGCGGCGGCAAAGUCGCGGGCGAGUUGUCGCCGAUGAAGUCCUUCGCGAAGGUCGGAAUCGUGCCGGCUGACGACGGCCGCAUCACGAUCGUCAUCUCCGAGUCGGUGUCGCCUUCGCUCCACGGAGCCAAGGCGUGCGGCGUCAAGAACGUCAAGGACAUCCCCGUGGCAAAGUGCGGCACGGAGGACGUCCUCAAGAAGGACCCGGCCGCGGAGAAGGCGCCUGACGCGGGCCCUGUCGACUCGGACAAGGCCAUGUUCGCCGCCCACGCGCCGAGCCCGACCGCCGUUUUCUGGUCCA
Emiliania huxleyi CCMP1516 is the source of this 593-nucleotide messenger RNA. RefSeq lists its product as hypothetical. The annotation marks the transcript as partial. NCBI's taxonomy places the organism in Eukaryota, Haptophyta, Isochrysidales, Noelaerhabdaceae. The transcript has 4 exons. The record is from RefSeq and is a predicted model, not a curated record.